GUGACCCAGGUAGAGGUGGAAUAUGAGAGUAUAUCCUAGAAGGUAUACUUACAAGCUAACCAUAAGUUAGCAUUCUCUAGUGCAUCUAAACUGGAUCAGUAGCUAGCGCUUGGUCGGUCUUUUGCAUUCGUCACUUAAACUUAAACUUGAGUAAAUUUUUUCUCGGAAGAAAUCGUAAAAAAGUGGUAAUUUUUAUCACCGCCAUGCUGACGUUGAAAAUUCUCGGACUACUGACGCUCAUCACAGGCUCUUCAGCAGCGCCUUUGGCAAGCGUUCAUGUUAAAUUUAUUUCGCCUCCCCAUAUUUACGAGCAUCAACUAACUACUGACGGUCACAAUACUAUUGCACAGAAAUCAUUUUUGUCAAUAGGCCGACGGUCCGCUGAUUUUGCCAAUAAAUUAUCAUCAGGGUUCUUCAAGUCACCUGUUUCUUCUUUUGCCAGAAGAAAUCCUGAAGCUUUGUGGCCAGAUGGAGUUUUUAUUAAGCCUGUCGAUGUCAAUGAUUUGGGAAUUAGUUCUCAGGAUUCAUCUCAAUUUCAUUCAACGCCUGAUUUUUCAAAUGGUCUAGCGUAUCCAGAUCCACUACUUUUGACAGAUGAAUCAGCAGCGUCAGCAAUAAGACAUCUUUAUGAUCGGACGGGGUUAUUUUUCCAUGAAAUCCCGCAUCUGAGAUCAUUACUGAGACUUCAACACGAAAGACGAUCAAAUGGCCUUCAGGAUAACGUACUGAGUAGCAUCAGGCCUCAAUCACCUUUCUACAAUCCUAGCCUUUGAUAUAAGAUUUAAGAACGUAUUGAUCAAUCUAGACUUUGCUAGAUUAACGAUUAGAUUCCAUUAUUCAUACAUAUUAUAUCCCACAUUACUUACAUUUAGUCUACAUACUCUACAAUUACAUAUUUCAAUUCUUAGAGUCUUUUUAGGUGUUAUAUACUUGACAUGAAGCAUUUCUUCACUCUUCGCUACACCAAUCGCCGCGACACUUGCAAUAGAAGAAGACCAACAAUGAAGAUAAAUUUGGGGGUUGUCGACGCGCUG
Cotesia glomerata is the source of this 1034-nucleotide messenger RNA. RefSeq lists its product as uncharacterized. Bases 204 to 773 code for a protein of 189 amino acids. The transcript is spliced from 5 exons. The record is from RefSeq and is a predicted model, not a curated record. Lineage: Eukaryota; Metazoa; Arthropoda; Insecta; Hymenoptera; Braconidae.